GUUGUGGAUUUAAACUCCGGCGGGAAGCGUAACUUGUGGUUCUUGUUAGAAGUGUCUCCAAAGUUGUAGUUACUGCUUUUUGUGCACUGAUCAGCAAUAACAUGGUGAGGACGAAGGCAGACAGCGUUCCUGCAACUUACAGAAAAGCUGUGGCUGCCACGGCGCCAAGGAAGUCUUUGGGCGCUUCUAGUUCUGCAAACGCAAGUUGCUCACAAGCGAGCACGCCUGCAAAAAGCAAGUAUGCUGGUGGGAAUCCCGUAUGUCCGCGACCCACCCCGACUUGGCAGAAGGGCAUUGGAGAUUUCUUUGGUGGACCGAGCAGGAAGCCUGAAAAAGAAAACCAGCUGCCUGUAUCAGAUGAUGAGGAGGCUGGAGGCAGUGGUGUGUCCAAGGGGCCCAGGAAACCUCGCCCCUUGCCUGAUGAAGAUGAUGAUGCUGAUGAGGAAUGAGCCUGAACUUUGAGAUUUAAAUUUUUUAUUGUAUGGAAAGCCAUUGGAAGCAGUACUUGAAAUUUGGAAUUACUUUAGUUGUGUACAUCUGUAAAUAAUUUAAGCAGUGUAAUUGUGUUGUACAGUUUAAUAAAAAUGUUUUCCAGUAUGAUUUA
Molecule: messenger RNA, 604 nt
Organism: Anguilla anguilla (European eel)
Lineage: Eukaryota; Metazoa; Chordata; Actinopteri; Anguilliformes; Anguillidae
Gene: pclaf
Product: PCNA clamp associated factor
Exons: 4
Coding region: 102-449 (115 amino acids)
Biological process (GO): translesion synthesis; regulation of cell cycle
Cellular component (GO): nucleus
Molecular function (GO): chromatin binding
Source: RefSeq, a predicted model, not a curated record